Molecule: messenger RNA, 1079 nt
Organism: Pundamilia nyererei
Lineage: Eukaryota; Metazoa; Chordata; Actinopteri; Cichliformes; Cichlidae
Product: myosin-10-like
Exons: 7
Coding region: 297-1079 (260 amino acids)
Biological process (GO): actin filament organization
Cellular component (GO): membrane; actin cytoskeleton; cytoplasm
Molecular function (GO): ATP binding; actin filament binding; microfilament motor activity
Source: RefSeq, a predicted model, not a curated record
GCGAAGAACGAUGGGGCGCGUGGUGAUUAUUACGGCGUCAGUGAGUGAGCAGCCUCCGGGAUAGGGGAUGGAGGUCGCUCUGGAAACUUACUUUGGCUGUAGUCUUUAUUUGAGUAGCGGGGUUCAAAAUCCACCGCUCGGCGUCAUAAGCGCUCUGGUUGACCUCGAGGACUCUUUCUCUCUCUUUUUUUCUCUCACCAUAGAAACGUGUUAAUUGGUAACACCUGAACUCUUAAUACGUAACAGAAAAAGUGCAGACUGUGGUGGCCAUAUUGUGGUGAUCAUUCCCAGUUAAAAUGUCUCAUCGGAGUGGGCAAGAGGACCCAGAGCGCUACCUGUUUGUGGACCGGGCUGUGGUUUACAACCCAGCCACACAGGCUGACUGGACGGCCAAGAAGCUAGUGUGGGUCCCCUCCGAGCGCCAUGGCUUUGAGGCGGCGGGUAUCCGAGAAGAGCGUGGCGAGGAAGUGCUAGUAGAGUUGGCAGAGAAUGGUAAAAAGGUGGUGAUCAACAAGGAUGACAUCCAGAAGAUGAACCCACCCAAAUUUAGCAAGGUGGAAGACAUGGCUGAACUCACCUGCCUGAAUGAGGCGUCUGUGCUGCACAACCUGAAGGACCGCUACUACUCUGGACUCAUAUAUACAUACUCUGGGCUUUUCUGCGUGGUCAUCAACCCCUACAAGAACCUGCCCAUCUAUUCAGAGAACAUCAUUGAGAUGUACAGAGGGAAGAAGAGGCAUGAGAUGCCUCCGCACAUUUAUGCCAUCUCUGAAUCAGCAUACCGCUGCAUGCUUCAAGACCGUGAGGACCAAUCAAUUCUUUGCACAGGUGAAUCAGGCGCUGGCAAGACAGAGAACACGAAGAAGGUCAUCCAGUACCUGGCCCACGUUGCCUCCUCACACAAAGGACGCAAAGAUCACAACAUUCCUCCCGAUUCUCCCAAAGCAUUCAAACUACAGGGUGAGUUGGAACGCCAGCUCCUGCAAGCCAACCCCAUCCUUGAAUCUUUUGGCAAUGCCAAGACAGUGAAAAAUGACAACUCAUCUCGCUUUGUGAGUUCACAUUUCUUGUUUAAAUGA